CACUGGCACGAGAUUGGCGAUCUCUAUGUGAUUAUAGCCGACCACUUAUGUUCAUGGUUCGCGGGAGAAAAGCCCGUUCUCGCUCCUUUUAAUUUCUGAUUCGCCGAGGUUGGGAGCGGGCGAGCGGGUGUGAGAUCUUCAAGAGAGGGAACAAUCGGAUCGGCGAUGAGCCUCUUUGGUCUGGGAAGGAAUCAAAGGACAUUUCGGCCCAAAAAGAGUGCACCGUCUGGUAGUAAGGGUGCACAACUUCGAAAGCAUAUUGAUGCUACUCUAGGUAGUGGAAACUUGAGGGAAGCUGUAAGGCUUCCCCCUGGGGAGGAUGCUAAUGAGUGGCUUGCAGUUAACACUGUUGAUUUCUUCAACCAGGUGAAUCUUCUAUAUGGCACGCUUACUGAGUUUUGCACACCUGAGAACUGUCCUACAAUGACUGCAGGGCCAAAGUAUGAAUACAGGUGGGCAGAUGGUGUACAAAUAAAAAAACCCAUUGAAGUUUCUGCACCUAAAUAUGUUGAGUAUCUUAUGGAUUGGAUUGAAGCUCAACUUGAUGAUGAAUCUAUAUUCCCUCAAAAGCUUGGAACGCCUUUUCCUCACAACUUCAAGGAUGUUGUGAAAACAAUUUUUAAACGUCUGUUCCGAGUUUAUGCACAUAUAUACCACUCCCAUUUCCAGAAGAUAGUGAGUCUCAAGGAAGAGGCGCAUCUCAACACGUGCUUCAAACAUUUUAUUCUGUUUACAUAUGAGUUUGGCCUGAUUGACAAGAAAGAACUAGCCCCACUUCAGGAGCUUAUAGAAUCGAUUAUUGUUCCUUACUAAUGCUUAAACCUGUAAAUGCUAUUUACGCAAUAAUUUGCGGGUUUGUUAUUGAGACUAAUCUCCAGAAUUUGUGCUUUGGCUUUAAUUUCUAGUGUGUAACAUUUUGCAUUAUCGCUAAUUGGGUAUGUUAAUCAACUUCAAACUUGCUGGCCAUAGUAGAUAGUACACAUGAACCUCUCUUUUUCUUC
This is a messenger RNA of Dendrobium catenatum, 1001 nucleotides long. Its product is annotated as MOB kinase activator-like 1A. The transcript is spliced from 7 exons. The coding region runs from base 166 to 813 and encodes 215 amino acids. Gene Ontology annotation, molecular function: protein kinase activator activity. Gene Ontology annotation, biological process: positive regulation of protein phosphorylation; signal transduction. Lineage: Eukaryota; Viridiplantae; Streptophyta; Magnoliopsida; Asparagales; Orchidaceae. Gene Ontology annotation, cellular component: cytoplasm; nucleus. The record is from RefSeq and is a predicted model, not a curated record.